Messenger RNA from Formica exsecta, 1395 nucleotides. RefSeq lists its product as uncharacterized. The record is from RefSeq and is a predicted model, not a curated record. The transcript has a single exon. Bases 1 to 1395 code for a protein of 464 amino acids. Lineage: Eukaryota; Metazoa; Arthropoda; Insecta; Hymenoptera; Formicidae.
AUGUCUCAAGACGAGUUAAUACGAAAGCGGACGACAAUAAAGGCGAAACUUACUUCAUUUCAGUCAUUUUUAAAGAAACUUGAGAACGAACCGACAAAAUGUAAGGAGUUAUCGAUAAGAUUAGAACGCGCAGAAAAUCUAUUGACUGAAUAUGAGGAUAUUCAAUCCCAAAUCGAAAUGAUGACGAAAGAGAUAGAUGUCGAUGAGCGUACAAAAUUCGAAGAUUCGUAUUACACAAUUAUUGCUCUAGAAAGACAAGCUAAUUCCGUAGGUCAACAAGCAACACAUUCAACGGCACCGCUGGCAGCAGCACCGCUGGCAGCAGAUAUUACGGCACAGACGAAUUCGUUAUUGAAAUUACCUAAUAUAGAUCUUCCAACGUUUAACGGUGAAUACGAUCAAUGGGUUACAUUUCGUGAUACAUUUGAAGCUAUUAUUGACACUAACACGAAUUUAACAAAAAUUCAAAAGUUUUACUAUUUACAGUCGGCAGUGAAGGGUCGUGCAGCACAAUGUUUUAAAUCGUUAAGCCUUUCCAAUGAAAACUACGACGCAGCAUGGAAAUUGUUAAAAGCACGAUUUGAAAAUACGCGAUUAAUAGUGCAUCAUCACAUACAAGCGUUACUUGAAUUACCAAUAAUCUCGAAAGAGUCAGCCGGCAGUCUUCGAAAAUUAAUCGACGAUGUACAACACUUGUGUGCAUUAACAAAACUUGAACAACCCGUGCAAGCAUGGGAUACGUUAUUAAUCCAUUUAAUCACGCCGAAGCUUGAUGCUAAAACAAAACGAGAAUGGGAGUUUAAACGCAAAUUUACGAAGCUACCAACUAUGACUGAGUUCAUGGAAUUUUUAAAUAAACGUUGUUCAAUCCUAGAGACUUUAAUAUCACCAAAUAAACCAUGGGACAAUUUACUGCCUGACAUAAAAUCUCAUAAAAAAUCUAUAGCUUUAACCGCACAAUCAACAAGAAACAAACAAUGUCCAUUAUGUAAAAAUCAACAUUGGUUAUACGCUUGUCCGUCAUUUCGUAAAUUAUCAAGUCAUGAUAGAUUACGUGAAUCAAAACGAUUAAAGGUCUGUUUAAACUGUUUACGUUCUCACGCAGAUCGCGAGUGCACGUUUGGGAGUUGCCAGCGGUGCAAACGCCGUCACAAUACCAUGUUGCAUAUUGAUUCUAACGAUAAUUCACAUGUUAUAGCAGCUAAUGUUAACGAAUGUGAGUCAUUUAAUAAGAAAAAGAAUGAUUCUUCACAAUGUAGUACAACUGUCACAACAUCACAUUGUACGACAAGGGGCGUAAAACAAGCGUUAUUGUCAACGGCGAUUCUUCUUGUAUCCGACAAGAACGGCAAUUAUCAGGAAUGUAGUACAUGUAUAUUACUCUCACACGCAUGA